AUGGUGGUGCAACCAGAGGGGCUAAAAUGUAGGGUGGAGGAAUCCAGUGCAGAGAGGGGUACAGCCGAGCCCUUCCUGAGGCUCCACAACUUGUACCCCACCCCGCGCUGGGCCAGGCAGACCGCCCUGCCCAGGCUGAGCCGCCGGGCGGUCAGCCAGCACUCCUACCGGCCAAACCGCUUCCCCUCCGUGCCCCUGGACCCCAUGGAAAGCCCCACCUCCCAGGCGGACCUGGAGCUGGACUACAACCCUCCCCGCGUGCAGCUCAGCGACGAGACGUUCGUCUUCCAGGACAGGGGUGGGUGGGUGAGUGAGAACUGUCGCCCGCAGCCCCCCUACUUCUCCCCGUCCUCGUCCUUCCACCACAAGCUGCACCACAAGCGGCUGGCCAAGGAGUGCCUGCGGCAGGAGGAGGACAAGGCCCUGCGCGCGGAGAACCAGGCCCUGCGCGCGGAGAACCGCACGCUCCGCGAGGGGAACAAGAUCCUGCAGGUCUUACGGGAGGUGCACCAGGCCGCGCUGGGCCGCGAGGACGGCCGGGCCUCCUCGCCGCUGCGGCACAAGGACAACGCCUCGUCCCUGGAGGCGGCGAAGAAGGACCCGGACCUGCAGCUCCUCCGGGAGGAGAACCGGGCCCUGCAGCAGCUGCUGGAGCAGAGAGAGGCCUACUGGGCCCAGCCGGACGAGAAGGCGGCCUCGCCCGAGAUGAAACUGGUCCCCUCGCCCCAUGAGGCGCCCCACGGGCUGCUGCCGGGCCAGGGCGCGGGCCUCUCCUCCCGCUUCGAGGAGCCCAAGGGCCCCCAGGCCCCGCGGGAGGACUCCGAGACUCUCCGGGCCCUGCAUGAGAUGCCCAGCAGCCUGUCGGGGCAGCCCAGGGAGGAGGCGGGCAAGGCGGGCCCGGGCCUGCCCGACGGCGGCCAGUCCCUGCAGCUGCUGCGGGAGAUGAGCCAGGCGCUGCAGGCGCUGCGGCAGGAGAACCGGGCCCUGCACGUGCUGCGCGAGGAGCACCGGAUUUUCCAGGAGAGCAAGGCGCUGUGGGAGAACAACAAGCUGAAGCUGCAGCAGAAGCUGGUCAUCGACCCGGUGACCGAGGUCACCGCCCGGAUGGAGCUGCUCAUCGAGGAGCUGUACGCCUUCAUCCCGACCGAGAACAAAGACCCCAAGAAGCCCAGCAGGGUCUGA
Messenger RNA from Lipotes vexillifer (Yangtze River dolphin), 1182 nucleotides. It is a transcript of the gene CBY2, whose product is annotated as chibby family member 2. Lineage: Eukaryota; Metazoa; Chordata; Mammalia; Artiodactyla; Lipotidae. The record is from RefSeq and is a predicted model, not a curated record.